AUGCCCCUCCGAGUCAAUAUCCCUCCGGCCACUCGCGCCGUCCUCGUCAGCCUGUUGGCUCUCUCCCUCCUCUACAAUAUCGCCAGAUGGCGCCAACUUGACACCUCCGUCGGCAGCGUCCAAACCAGCCCCAUCAUUCCCUACCUCACCCUCGUUCCCUCUCUCUUCUAUUACUACCCCUGGACCCUGCUCACGGCUACCUUUGUGGAGCAGAAUAUCUUUACCGUCUCUCUAAAUGCUGCCACGAUCUUCUAUGGAGGGAAAUACCUCGAGCGCGCGUGGGGGUCUCGCGAAUUCAGCAAGUUCAUCAUCGCCGUCGCCCUGAUCCCAAAUGUCGUGAUUGUUCCGUUUUAUCUGAUCUGGGGUGCCAUCACUGGCUCCUCAACCAGAGCUCUCACCCAGAUCUGCGGCGGCGUCGCCAUUCAAGCUUCUUUCCUUGUCGCCUUCAAGCAACUCGUUCCCGAACACACGGUCGCCAUUUUCAAGGGCUUGGUCAAGAUGCGCGUCAAGCAUUUCCCUGCUCUAUUCCUCCUCCUCAACACCAUCAGCGGCAUCAUCAUUGGAACCGAUACCGCCGCCGUCUUGGCCUGGCUAGGCCUCCUAUCCAGCUGGACCUACCUCCGCUUCUAUAAGCGACAGCCUGAUCUCACCGGCACCUCCACCAAUGGCUUUGGUAUCAAAGGUGAUGCCAGCGAGACCUUUGCCUUUGCCUGCCUAUUCCCCGACGUGAUGCAGCCCCCUAUUGCAUUUGUCGCCGAUCAGAUCUACGCCCUGCUGGUCGCAGUGAAACUCCUGACACCCUUCUCGGAGGAUGAGAUCGCCUCGGGAAACCAACAGGUGCUGGCUCGUGGUGAAGCUGGACUCCCCACACUCCUCAGCAACCAGCGUGGAGGAGCGCGGGGUUCCGGUAAGCGGGAGGAGGCUGAGCGGAGGCGUGCUCUGGCACUCAAGGCUCUGGACCAGCGACUACAGGCGGCGGCGGGCGGACGAGUCCAUGCCGGCCCGUCAACAUUAGGAGAGCCCUCUUCACAGCACCACCCCACGACGCCGACGCCGUCGGCACCCACUGGGCAAGGUAUGCUGGGAGAGACCAGCUAUAACCCUGAUCAUGCAUGA
This is a messenger RNA of Penicillium cataractarum, 1116 nucleotides long. RefSeq names its product rhomboid family protein. Bases 1 to 1116 code for a protein of 371 amino acids. NCBI's taxonomy places the organism in Eukaryota, Fungi, Ascomycota, Eurotiomycetes, Eurotiales, Aspergillaceae. The record is from RefSeq and is a predicted model, not a curated record. Gene Ontology annotation, biological process: retrograde vesicle-mediated transport, Golgi to endoplasmic reticulum. The transcript has 2 exons. Gene Ontology annotation, cellular component: membrane; Golgi apparatus.